AAUAGAGGAAUCAGUCGAGUCAAAUUGGGUGUAUACAGGAGACGUAAUUUUUACAUGGGGACAUAAACACUCUUCAGGCGGUUCGAAAUCCUAAAAAUGGCUCUGCAAGAGGUUCAGAAUGAUCCCUUUAACCCAGAAGAGUUUGUUGAAAGACUUGCUUGGAAGGCAACAAAUGGCAAGUGUACCACCAGCGCAGACUUUGAUCCAAUGUCAUUGCAUCAAGCCUUUGAAAAGAUGAUUUUAGAUCUUAAAGAGGAAGAAGUGAGAGUUGCAAAGAGAGCUGAGAGGCUGGAGACCCAGGUGAAAGAGGAAGAAAAAAAGCAUCGUCAACGGGUAUCUGAACUACAAAAGCAAAAUCAGACUGCUUUUGCCCACUACCAAAGAUUAGAUGAACAGAUCAAUUUUGUGGCCACAAAAGUGGUUCACUUGGGAGAUCUUCUAGAAGGAGCAAACAUCCCCAGAACCAGAACUGUGGAGGCACAGACACUGAUGAAUUAUUUUGCAGAAUUUUUAUCAGAUGAACCUCCUACCUCUCCUGUUUUCAAGGAUCCAUUCCAUGCUGGAUCUGCUCAGCUACAAGCAGCGGCUGAUGUCAUCCAGAAACUCUAUGUUAUUUCCCAAGAAAUUCCUCAGAAUGACAGAUUUAAUAAGGCGAGAGAAGGAAUAGCAAAGAAAUAUGAUGAAAUUGAGAUGGCAUUAAUAGAAGACUUUGUUAGAGCCCACAAUGAAGGUCAAACAAGAAAAAUGAAGAAAAUAGCUCUUGUCUUGUCAAAUUUCAAGGGAUAUAAUCAGUGCAUUGAUGCUUUUAUAGAAGAAAGUCAAAGAGGUGCAUUUUUGAAGCCUGGAAUAUUUGAUGAGAUUUUGCCUUUGUGUGAGAAAACAAGUGAGUUAAUCAAUGAAGUCUUCAUCAACCCUGAGGCAGUGAUGACUAAGUUUGUGCUCAACAUUUAUCACAGAACACUUCAGGAACACAUAACAAGCAAGUUAACUCACAAAGAUGAUGCUGAGGAAUAUUUAAAUAAUUUAUAUGAUCUGUAUACAAGGACAGUACAGCUCUCCAAAGACCUAUCUACUCAGCUGACUAUGGGAAGUGAUACAUCAUUCCUACAAAAGUCUUUGAAAAGUUUAUUUGGACGUUAUUUAGACACUUACAUAAGUGUUGAAAUGCAGUUUCUGAAGGAAAGGCUAGCAGCUGUACUUCAGAGGUACUAUGAUUCCAAAAGUCACCAGAAGAGACAAAUUCAAACAGGAACCAUGCAUGAUUUCCGUAGAGAAAUGCAAGCUAAAAUGAAUAUCAACAUAGGAGCACCCACAGAAAAUUACAGCGGAGAAACAUUCUUAUCACAUGAGGUGGCGAUCAAUGUCUUGCAGGAAUCAAAAAUGGCAUUUAAAAGGUGUCAAGCACUAUCCAGUCAGUCAGAAACAUCAAACAAUGCAGUGAAGGUGUUUGACUGCCUGGUGCAGUAUCUGUGUAUAGAACACAUUGAUUAUGCUAUUGAACUGGGACUGCAAGCCAUUCCCCUGCCAGAACCAAAGAGCACACCAGACACAUAUUUCUUCGCUGUAGUUGGGGAUUCAAACACAAUAUUUCACUUGUUUGAGAAACAAUUUAAUGACAACUUGGUACCACUUAUUAGUUCUUCCCCAAGGCACAGUGAAUGUUUGCAAAGAAAGCGGGAGUUGAUGGAGCAAAUGGAGAACAAACUAGAUAUUGGUCUGGACAGGACCAUCCAGGCAGUGGUUGGUUGGAUCAAGUAUGUCCUGUCUACUGAACAGAAGCGGACUGACUUUAAGCCAGAGAAUGAGGAGGCUCCAAUGUUAAUGUAUUCACAGGCAUGUAUUCAGGUAGUGAAAUAUGUACACGGUCUGCUUAGAGGGAUUAGAGAAAGUCUUGACGGAAAGAACCUGGAAGCUGUCCUCACUGAACUUGGCAUACGCUUUCACAGAGUGGUGUAUGAGCACUUACUGCAGUUCCAGUAUAACUCAUUGGGUGCUAUGUUGGCUAUCUGUGACGUGAAUGAGUACAGAAAGUGUGUUAAGGAAUUUGGUGUUCUUCUGGUUACGCAGCUCUUUGACACCCUUCAUUCCUUGUGCAAUCUGCUGGUGGUUGUACCAGAGAACUUGAAGCAAGUGUGCACCGGCGAACAUGUGGCGGGGCUGGACAAGAAUGUCAUGAUGACUUUUAUACAGUUGAGAACAGACUACAAGACAGCAAAGCUGGCAAACCAGUUUAAAUGAACAAGAUCUUGAGCUUCCUUUCCGACCAUCUUAAGCUGUGUCUGAUAUCAUGUUGCCUCAAACAAGUUCCUUGUCAAUUAUCAUUUGCUUUUUGGAUGUUAAUUGGGAAGAUAAGACAUAAUUUCAGUAAAGCAUUUUAAAAAUAUUUCCACUGACAAUUAAGGCUCCUAAAGGAUGACCAGUACUGAUGUCUAGUCUCACUUUGCUUUAUGCAGUACUGUUGGAUGAUCUUAGAGAUAGUUCAUGGAGUCAUUCAAGGUGAACAGUAAUAUCUCACUGUUUGUAUCCAACGUGCCACAUCCACUCUACUUGCCAAGCUGGGAUAUUUGGAAGGCAUUAUUUCCUCAAAUUUGCUGGGAAAAUUCGACUUGCAACUGAAAGCACCAAUGACAGAUUUGUCACACAGGGUAUAAAACUCUUAUUGCAUAUUGUGAGAUUAUGUUCAACAUCUGCAACCUUGAAAUUGUUAAUUUGUUGUUGCUACAGCUAUGUCAUUGGUUUUGUGUAAAUUGUCAAAUUUUGACCAUAUUUCUAGUUAUUGAAGUUUUUCAUUAAAUUUGGGAAAAGUUUGUACAGGCACAUUCAAAAAGGGAUGUUAGUUGCUUCCCCACAUGUGAGGGACUAAUUACUAACUGAAGGGUGCCUCUACCGUACAUCCUUACAGUUUCCAUCAAAGUUAUCAGCAGUAGAGCAACUUGACCGUUUUAGAAAUAAGUGGACUUGUAGAUGUUGUUAUAUGUGUUUGAUAUAUUCAAGUUAAUAGAAACCGAAUAUAUAACAACUAUUAAUCAGUAUUUACAAUCUCAAAAUAUAUUGUCAAAAUAGGACAUCUAUAAAUCACAUGAAAUUCGCUCACAAAAAUAUUGCAUCUUGUGCUGUUAUAAACUUGUCCACUUUGGUGUCCUCAGAAUUUUAAAUUAUUAUGAUUGUAAGUUCUUGUUUGUACUUUGUUUACUUUUUGGCUAAAUUGAGGGAAAAGACCACUUUUUGGAUCCCAAACCUUUGAAUUUUACAUUAUAAUAACCACUGAGGGGUAACUAUAAUUUUGAUUUGCAAACUUUUCAAAUUCAAAGUCAUAAUUAUGUGGUUUAAAUUGUGUGUAAAAUAUUAAAAUUGUCUUUUGUUCCAUAAAAAUGUACAUAGUUUUCAA
Lingula anatina is the source of this 3388-nucleotide messenger RNA. RefSeq names its product exocyst complex component 5. Gene Ontology annotation, cellular component: cytoplasm; exocyst. Gene Ontology annotation, biological process: Golgi to plasma membrane transport; exocytosis. The record is from RefSeq and is a predicted model, not a curated record. Lineage: Eukaryota; Metazoa; Brachiopoda; Lingulata; Lingulida; Lingulidae.